This is a messenger RNA of Penicillium subrubescens, 2541 nucleotides long. RefSeq names its product putative alpha-glucosidase. Gene Ontology annotation, molecular function: hydrolase activity, hydrolyzing O-glycosyl compounds; carbohydrate binding. The record is from RefSeq and is a predicted model, not a curated record. The transcript has 2 exons. Gene Ontology annotation, biological process: carbohydrate metabolic process. Bases 1 to 2541 code for a protein of 846 amino acids. Lineage: Eukaryota; Fungi; Ascomycota; Eurotiomycetes; Eurotiales; Aspergillaceae.
AUGCCUCAAAGAGAGAUCUGCCCGAAGGGCUACCAACAGGUCGCCUCGAGCGCGCAACAAGAUGCCUCUGUGCAUCUCCGCAGCUCCUCCGGCAAAACUGCCUUUGACUUCUCCUUCGAGGUCGUUCGCCAAAACCUCUUCCGGGUGACAUUCUCCUCUGCAGAGCGCCCAAUUCCUCCCUACCCCAACGUUACCAAGCCCGAGACAGAUCUCAAGGGCCUCAAUAUCUCCGCCAAGGAGGAAGCCACCUGGAAGACCAUUGAUGUGGCCGGCGUCACCGCGAAGGUGGAGUGGGAGCACACACCAGUCGUUUCUCUGUCUUGGUCAGGCUCCAACAAGCCUCUACACCGCGAUCUGCCUCUCCGGUCAUACGUCGCCGACGGCCCGGGUGUUGCUCACUACUCCGUGCAUGACCGCAAUGCUCUCCACGUUGGUCUGGGUGAGAAGGCUGCGCCAAUGGACCUCACUGGCCGCAACUUCCAGCUCACUGCUACCGACUGCUUCGGCUACGAUGUUUACAAAACCGAUCCUCUCUACAAGCAUAUUCCUCUCCUAAUCAAGGCCACACCGGAAGGCUGUGUUGCCUUGUUCUCUACUACGCAUGGCCGGGGCUCAUGGUCGGUUGGCGCUGAGAUUGACGGUCUCUGGGGUCACUUCAAGAUCUACCGUCAGGACUAUGGCGGUCUGGAGCAGUACAUGAUCGUUGGUAAGACCAUCAAGGAAGUUGUCCGUUCAUAUGCUGAGCUGGUUGGUUUCCCACUGCUGGUUCCCCGUUGGGCCUACGGAUAUAUCUCCGGUGGUUACAAGUACACCAUGCUGGAUGGCGCAGACAAGGCAUUGCUUGAGUUUGCUGAAAAGCUCAAGCAUCACGGAAUUCCUUGCUCUGCUCACCAGAUGUCCUCCGGUUACUCCAUUGCCGCUGUGGAACCCAAGGUUCGCACUGUCUUCACCUGGAACAACGAGCGUUUCCCCGAUCCCCAGGAUUGGAUUUCCAAAAUGCACGAGCAUGGUAUUCGUCUCAUCACCAACAUCAAGCCCUUCCUGCUCGCCUCCCACCCUGAUUUCCAGCGCCUGAUCGACGGUCGUGGUUUCUUCACCGAUCCCGAGACUGACAAGCCUGGUUACAUGCGUCUUUGGAGUGCCGGUGGUGCCACCGGUGGUGACGGCUGCCACAUUGAUUUCACCUCCGAGGUCGCUUUCAAGUGGUGGUUCGAGGGUGUAAAGAGCCUGAAGAAGGUCGGCAUUGACGGCAUGUGGAAUGACAACAAUGAGUACACGCUUCCCAGCGAUGAUUGGACUUUGGCACUGGACGAGACGAUGGUCAACAAGGAUGCGAAGAAGAUUACCGAGAACAGCGUCGGUCAAUGGGGUCGUGCCAUGCAUACCGAGCUCAUGGGCAAGUCUUCCCACGAUGGUCUGCUGGAUGCGGAACCCAACGUUCGGCCUUUCGUCCUCACCCGCAGUGCUACCCCCGGUACCAUGCGCUACUGCGCCAGCACUUGGAGUGGUGAUAAUGUCACCAGCUGGGAGAACAUGAAGGGUGCCAACGCUCUGUCUCUGAACGCAGGUAUUUCCCUACUACAGUGCGAGGGACACGACAUUGGCGGUUUCGAAGGCCCCCAGCCCUCCCCCGAGCUCCUCCUCCGUUGGAUCCAACUAGGCUGCAUGUCCACCCGCUUCGCAAUCAACUGCUUCAAGACCUCCCCCGACAACAACGCCGUCGGCGAAGUCAUCGAGCCAUUCAUGUACCCCGAGAUCACCCACCUAGUCCGCGACGCCAUCAAGCGCCGCUACGAGAUCCUGCCCUACAUCUACUCCCUCGGUCUGGAGAGCCACAAGAACGCUUCCCCCGUGCAGCGCUGGGUCGGUUGGGGCUACGAGUCCGACCCAGAGGUGUGGAACAACAAGACUCUCAAGGAUGGCGAAGAGCAGUUCUGGCUCGGCGAUAGCAUCCUCGUCGGCGGCGUCUACCGCUCCGGCGUCACCAGUGCAAAGGUCUACCUCCCCCGCAAGACCGGCGAUGUCUUCGACUACGGCUUCGUCAACAUGAAUGCUCCAUACAACUACCUCGCCUCCGGCCAAUGGGUGGAGAUCGAGUCCCAGUGGCGCGAGAGUAUUCCCCUCCUCGCCAAGAUCGGCGGUGCCAUCCCCAUCGGCAAGGACGUGCAUACCCGUGUCCUUGAUGACGAGACCGCCGCCUCGCAGGGCGUCAAGGAGAUCGAUGACUACCGUGGUGUGGAGAUUUUCCCGCCGCAGGGUAGCUCGUACAGCGCCGUGUUCAGCAACACCUGGUAUGAGGACGAUGGUAUCUCGCAGGAGCCUAAGACUGCGGUGUACACGCUCAGCUAUAGCUCGACUGCGGAGACCGUUUUGGUACACUUUGAGCGGGAUGAGACCGCUGGCUUUGUUCCUGCUUGGAAGGAGCUGGAUGUUAUUCUGCACAAUGGUGAUACUCGUCGUGUUGUCACUAGCUCAGGCCAGGAGAUUGUUUUCAAGGAGACGGACUCUCGGGGUCGGGCUGUGUAUACCGUCAAGGCUUGA